Molecule: messenger RNA, 1255 nt
Organism: Cicer arietinum (chickpea)
Lineage: Eukaryota; Viridiplantae; Streptophyta; Magnoliopsida; Fabales; Fabaceae
Product: protein SODIUM POTASSIUM ROOT DEFECTIVE 3
Molecular function (GO): metal ion binding
Source: RefSeq, a predicted model, not a curated record
CUCUCUUUUUCUAUCAUUAAAAACACCCUUCGGUUACACUCUCUCUACCUUCACUAGCAUCAUAUACUUGUUAAAAACCCAUUUUCCUUCCAAUAACUCAUUCUCACUUAACUACAAAAUUUCAAAUAUCAUCAAUGAAACGAAUGGACAUGUUCUGUUCUUCCCCUGCUUCAACAGAAGUAAUACAUCAAAGUUCUAUUAUGCUUCGACGAAGCAGAAGCACCAAAAGCUACUACGAACAUGAAAGAAGGAAAAACCAACUUCAUCGUGCUCCUUGUUCAUCUCAAUUAUUACUACCUAUUAAUCCUAAGCCUUACUUUGAGAAACACCGAAAGAGUUCAGCAGAUAAACAAGUAAACAAUGACACACGUAGAAAAAGUUCUGUUCAUGUUAAAGAUUUGUCUUCUAAUUAUCCAAGUGUUGCUGAUUCUUCUAGAAGAUAUCUCCUUGAUGAUAAACCAUUCAUCGAUUGGGUUUCUGAGUCCAACAAAAUGGUUUCUAAGCUUGAUGAUAAAACCAUGUCCAUGGAUAUGAAAAGAAAGGAUUCUCAUGCUCUUGUUAAGUUCUCUUCUUCACCUCUCUCCUCCAAGGACCAGGUUGUGGUUCUAAGGGUGUCAUUGCACUGCAGAGCCUGCGAAGGAAAAGUCAGAAAACAUAUCUCAAAAAUGGAAGGAGUGACAUCAUUCAGCAUAGAAAUGGAGACAAAGAAAGUAACCAUUGUAGGAAACGUGACGCCAUCAAGUGUACUGGAGAGUGUAUCCAAGGUGAAGAGUGCACAGCUAUGGUCUUCUCCAACAUUAUCAUCAUCUUAUUUCACAUAAAUUAACUUUUUUUCCACCUCUACCUUUUCCUAUGUAUUUUAAUGUUUGUUUGGUAAUCAUUAAGGAAUGUGGCUCUUUUAUUAAUGUUAUUGGAAUAUAAAUUUAAAUUUGACAUAAAAUAUGACAUAAAUACAAUACUAUAUAAGAUAUGAUCAGGUCAUGUAUUGUUUCUAUGUAUUGUUUUUCAUAAAAUAUUGUAUUUAUAUCUUAUUUUGUGUCAAAUUUUGUAUUUCAACGUGAAUUAUUUGUUUAUAUCAUUAAGAAUGUGAGUACAAAAAAGUGAGAAUGCAUGAUUACUUGGUGGGGUCAUAGCAACUUUAUUGCAAUUUGUAGUACCAAAAUGCAAUUUCCUUUUUAUAAGUUUGAUGACUUGUCAAUCCUAAUGUGUGUUGUGUAAAUUAAUAAGACUUUUAGUUAGAUUGGUUUAAUGAAUC